AUGACAAAUACUAUUUCUAUUGCUGGACAAGAUUUGUUCUCUAAAGUAGUAAAAGUUAUUGAUGAAUAUCUUAUAGAACCUAUUACUAACAUAAUUAAAAUAGAAAUAUCACAAUGUCUAUUUAUUAGUACAAACAAGAUUGAACCUAAUAUUGAAGAAUUACAUAGCAAACAG
Scutellospora calospora is the source of this 174-nucleotide messenger RNA. The record is from the annotation of a GenBank genome assembly. Lineage: Eukaryota; Fungi; Glomeromycota; Glomeromycetes; Diversisporales; Gigasporaceae.